Pseudonaja textilis is the source of this 3424-nucleotide messenger RNA. It is a transcript of the gene TFCP2L1, whose product is annotated as transcription factor CP2 like 1. The record is from RefSeq and is a predicted model, not a curated record. Gene Ontology annotation, cellular component: nucleus. Gene Ontology annotation, biological process: regulation of transcription by RNA polymerase II. NCBI's taxonomy places the organism in Eukaryota, Metazoa, Chordata, Lepidosauria, Squamata, Elapidae. Gene Ontology annotation, molecular function: DNA-binding transcription activator activity, RNA polymerase II-specific; RNA polymerase II cis-regulatory region sequence-specific DNA binding.
GCUUGACCAAUAAAAGCGCAGCCGAGCAGUUCGAGAGCUUGCCGCCGUCGCUUCUGCCUCGCCGCUCCCGACUUGACUGACUUGACCUGAGCGCCUCGAGGUGACAGCUCGACCCGGCCGAAAGGAUUGGACUCGGGGGUCGGCUUGGCCGGCGAGCGGAGGGCAAAGAUGCUGUUUUGGCACACGCAGCCGGAGCAUUACAACCAGCACUCGACGGGCAGCUACUUGCGUGAUGUGCUUGCUUUGCCAUUCUUUAAACAAGAAGAGCCUCAACUUUCCCCUGAGAAUGAUGCAAAACUCCCUCCAUUUCAAUAUGUGCUCUGUGCAGCAACAUCUCCUGCCAUAAAGCUUCAUGAAGAGACUCUGACUUAUCUCAACCAAGGUCAGUCAUAUGAAAUCCGUCUACUUGAGAAUAGGAAAUUGGGAGAGUUUCAAGAUUUAAGCACAAAAUAUGUAAAGAGCAUUAUUCGGGUAGUUUUUCAUGAUCGGCGUUUGCAAUAUACUGAGCACCAACAGCUAGAAGGCUGGAGAUGGAAUCGGCCUGGAGACCGCAUUCUUGACAUAGAUAUCCCACUGUCCGUUGGUAUCUUAGAUCCCAGAGCAAGUCCCACCCAGCUGAAUACAGUUGAAUUUCUAUGGGAUCCAUCUAAGAGAGCAUCUGCAUUUAUUCAGGUGCAUUGUAUUAGUACGGAAUUUACUCCAAGGAAACAUGGAGGAGAGAAAGGGGUACCGUUCCGAAUACAAAUGGAUACGUUUAAACAGAAUGAAAAUGGGGAGUAUACAGAACACUUGCAUUCUGCCAGCUGCCAGAUCAAAGUAUUUAAGCCUAAAGGAGCAGAUAGGAAACAGAAAACAGACAGAGAAAAAAUGGAGAAGAAAACCACUCAAGAAAGGGAGAAAUAUCAGCCUUCCUAUGAUACAACCAUUCUCACUGAGUGUUCCCCAUGGCCAGAUGUGCCUUAUCAAGUGAACAACACUCCAUCUCCCAAUUACAACAGCUCUCCAAACAGUUUCAGCCUUGGAGAUGGCAACAGUUCUCCAACUCAUCAGGUGGAGCUCCUGCCUUCCAGCAAUGAUCAUCUCCUUCCCUCUGCUUCUAUUCAAGAUGCUCAGCAGUGGCUUCAUCGAAAUAGGUUUUCUCAGUUCUGUAGACUAUUUUCAAGUUUCUCAGGUGCCGACUUACUGAAGAUGUCCAAAGAAGACUUUGUUCAGAUUUGUGGCCCAGCUGAUGGCAUUCGACUUUUUAAUGCCAUUAAAGGAAGGAAUGUAAGGCCUAAGAUGACCAUUUAUGUCUGUCAAGAGCAAAAUCGGACUCAUCAUCAUCAAAAACGAGAGAAUGGAGAUGAUACUCUUUGUAUAUACCAUGCUAUCUUCUUAGAAGAGUUAACGACACUGGAGUUGAUGGAGAAGAUUGCAAACUUGUACAGUAUUUCCCCACAGCAGAUAAACCGGAUCUAUCGGCAGGGACCUACAGGGAUCCAUGUAUUAGUGAGCAAUGAGAUGGUACAAAACUUUCAAGACGAAUCUUGUUUCCUCAUUUCUACAUUGAAAGCUGAAAGUAACGAUGGCUACCAUAUCAUUCUGAAAUGACCCACUUCUCUGUAUAUUUGGACUUGGAUCGGCUGCACAAUACGGCAUCUUAUUCACUCUCCUGCAACUCAGUCUGUAAAGAUAGAAAAUCCACUGGAUUAAAAAAACAAAAACACCUCUUAUUUACUAAAUGUCCUAACAAGAAGAUUAAAGUGUGUAGUUUUUGGAGACUUGAGGAUCACAUAAUGCCUUCGCUUUGUUACUGAUCCAGUUAUAGUUUGAUUCAAGUGCCUUGUUAAGGAAGUCUUGAAAUGAGCAGAUGGAAUAAGCUGAUACAAUAAACCAUCAGGUUUUGGAAUUCAUCUUGGAUGUGAAUUUGAAAUUAACUGGGCUUAUUCUACUGUCUCCUCUCUUUCCAGAUGGUUAGAGGAAGUUAAUUGCAGGCUUUUAUAACUGAUUUGUACUGCUUUUCCCCUUAAAGCAGUAUUUUUUUAAUACUGCUUUGGCAAUUUGAAGAUGUAUAGUGUUCAUCUGACAGAAUUCUCCAUACCAUCAAAUUGCCAAAGUUGAUAAACACUAUUUCAGACAAAGAAACUAUCUUCUAAGCUCAUCAUGAGAAAAAGCUUCUGCACUCUGUUCAUAUUAAUAAUGUUUUUUUUUACUUGUUUCCUGAUCUUUUAUACCUCCAGUUUCCAUUUUUAAACUUUUAAUUCAUUUCUUUUGUAAGGGCUUCAGACUUUAAACUAAAACCAGGACAAAUAGGGUCAGAUCUUACUUGCAGUUGAAUGAUGCCCCUUGUUACAUAAUUGCAUUAUGUUACAUAAUGCAACUUGACUUUCUUUCGGGUUUACUGCAUAAAUGAAAAGGGGCUGACUCUUGAGUGGGGAAAUGGGAGAUUGCAAGUUUGGCUUUCCCACCAUUACAACUAAGAGAACUGCAACACCCUCAUGGAACUGGGUGAGAUUUGACUUUGAAAGACAAUAAAAAUGGUUGCAUGUGUACAAAGCCUGCUGUUAAACAAAAACCUAGCCACACUCAAGGCUGGACACUAAGCUUUACUUUUAAGACAGUGAUAUGUUCAAGAAUAAUGUAAUUUUUCUGCAAAUAAAGUAAAAUGGCUCAAUUUACUGCAUAGGUAGAAAGCUACAAGUAUAAUCAGGAAUAUCUGGCUUUUGUGCCUUUGACUUAUAACAUGUGAAAAAACUCUUAUUUCUGUGGUUAUUCCAUAGCUCUGGUGGUAAUUCCAUGCCUUCAUCUCAAAGCUUUAAAGAGAGUGUUUGUUGGAUUUGCCACUUCUGUUUUUUCAUGCUUUCUAAUCUGGAACUGUAACCUAUGUACAUGCUUUGUAUGUGGAAUGUACAUGCUUUGAAUGUUAAAGUUCCUUCCAUAAGUAGUGUGGACUUUCACAUCUCUAGCUUUUAGAGUGGAGAGAAACAGAUCUUAUAUUGCUCCCACUUCUCUUAGAUAUUGCACAGAGUGGCACAGAAAUCACACGAAACUCGAUAUAUGUUUUAUAUGCAUUUAAGACAGACCCUUAUACUCUUGAAUGGGGCAGGUGUGCAGAAGUAGCUUCUGUAUAAAAUUGCUGGUUGGAUUAGAAACAUACAUAAAGAAAGCUAAUGUACAUCGAUCUCCUAUAUGAUUGUAUGAUAGGCCCUGGAUUGGGAAUGUGCACACAAAGGUAGAAAACAAUGGUUGAGAUGGCAGAUUAUAUGCAGCUGCAUCAUGCAACAUUUGAUUGAUAUCUUUUGAGUAAGUGCUCAUGACCAGAAUCCAUAUAUGUAGAGAUAACUUCUUAGACUAGAAGCUUGAUUUUUAUGGUGCAGUGGUUAGAAUACAAUACUACAGGCUACUUCUGCUGGCUGCCAGCUGCCUGCAAUUUGGCAGUUCGAAU